UAUAAUCUAGGGCGACUUUGUCCACAUGUCACUUGGGGCAAUUGCUGCGGGUCUUUAGGCGCUGGAUGAGCGAUCCAAGGAUCUAAACGAAUUGCGGCAGCAUUUCGACCGAUUUCGAGCCAUGGACAUCAAGACGCUCGAGGAGCUCGUCGCAGACGGCGAUUCUAGCCUGGAGAACAAGAAGGAGGCGGUAAUCCACUCCAUUGAAGCGGGAUCGAGAACAGAUACCGAGAACAGCAGCUUGGAGCCUACUGAAGCUCUCAAGGUUUUCUUUGAUCGGGUCCCUUUGUUCUCCAUCCCAGGGAUUGAUAACGAUAGAGUGGUGGAGCUUGAAGCCAGUGACACGAUGGUUUCGGCGAUCACAUACCUGUACAAAAACAAGCUUUUAGGCGCACCUGUGCGAGACGAUCGACUGCCAGUAAAUUCACCACUGGCUGAUAAAUACAUUGGACUCGUGGAUUUUUCAGGGAUGGUGCUUUGGGCUCUUCAGGAGCUAGAGGUCGAGGAGAGACAAGCAGAGGUGGCAGGAUUAGUGAUCACUCAACGAACCAAAACUGCGUCACAGGCCAAGGACAAGGAAUUUAGUGAAAAGGAUGAAGGUGGAAUGGGAGCGAAAUUUGUGCAGUCCGGAUUUCUUGACUUGAUUCAACAGCUCGAUGCUGUCAAAUCUGCAAAGUUGGGAACUCUAGCACAGUCGUUUCGCUGGGGGCCAUUUCUACCGGUUAAGCACGAUGAUACACUCUUGCACGUAUUGCUGCUACUGUCUAGACACAGGCUUAAAGCUGUCCCGGUGAUCGAUAGUCAAGAUCGAUUAGUAAGAGGCUUCGUCACCCAGAACGCUGCAGUACAGCUGCUUCUUCAAUGUAGUGGACUCACUUGGUUUGAUACUAUAGCGAAUAAGCCUCUCACGGAGCUACGAGCACAACUAGGACUUGGAGCAUCAGAGGUUGUCUGCGUUAAUCACGACGACGUGAUUCUAGACGCAAUGACAACAAUGUGGAAGUUCAGGAUAAGUAGCGUCCCUGUUGUGGAGAGAGAGAGCAGGCGUCUCAUUGGAAAUGUUCGAGGCACGGAUGUGCUGCUCAUGAUCGAAAAACCCGAGCUCUUUCAUCAAAGAAGAACGCUCACGGUGGAGAAGUACAUGGAGGUGGAAGCAGAAUGGAACCAGAGUGACGUGCUCAGCAACGAUGUACCUUUGCAAGAAGAGAUCGGCGCAUCGAUAUGUGCGGGAACACUGAGCCUGGGGACCAUAGCUCUUCCAAGAAUGCUGGAUCCUGUCAAGUCUAAGGCCGGGGACACGCUCAAACAGACCAUGGAGAAGCUUGUCCAUGCCAGGAGCGAUAGGAGUUUCGUGGUGGAUGACAAGCUUUGCAUCGUGGGAGUCAUCACGCUCAGGGACAUCAUCAACCAGUUUGCUCCUCCGCUUGUGGAACCUCCCACGCAGUGGAGUGGCUUCUUCGAGAGUGCUUUGCAGCUCACGGGAUCUUCGCUUGAAAGUCCCGAAGAAUCAACACCAUACUGGAGCUGAAAGAGCAGUGAGAAACAAUUGAUAUACAGAAAAAAUCCAGCUUCCAUUCACCUCAUGUUUAUGGCCGCGUCGAGAAAUAAUCAAAGAAUGAACCAAUAGUA
Selaginella moellendorffii is the source of this 1629-nucleotide messenger RNA. Its product is annotated as SNF1-related protein kinase regulatory subunit gamma-1. NCBI's taxonomy places the organism in Eukaryota, Viridiplantae, Streptophyta, Lycopodiopsida, Selaginellales, Selaginellaceae. The transcript has 8 exons. The record is from RefSeq and is a predicted model, not a curated record. The coding region runs from base 122 to 1528 and encodes 468 amino acids.